CAGUCAACAUUGUAUCGUACUCCUUCGAUCCUGACACCGAUGAUCAUUUCAUCUCUUCCCUUUUGAUCUCGAGGAAACAGAGUGUAUAUAAGUCAGACAUGCAGCGAUUCUUCUCAGUCAGAGUCGAAAACCCGUACGUACGCAGCACGUGACAGCAAUUUUUGCAGUGCAGUUGAAUAACAUGAUCCAAGAAAUGUGACUGAAUUUAAUUUGCGGAGAUCUGAAGAAAAAAAAUAAAGAGCUCACCCCAGUGUACAUCAUUAUCCUCUCCAGUGUAAAAUUAUAUUCACCAACUCUCCAGGUUGCGCCAAUUCGUGGAGCAAUGCUGAAUCAAUUCAAAUUCUGGUGGAAAACAUUCAAGUCAACGGAUGCAAGAGGUGUGACAGCGAGUUUAGCAGCGCAUUCAGGUCAGAUAUCCCUCGGCCUCUCCCAAGGUUUCAGUGCGGUGUUGAUACCAAAAUUACUCGAAUCAAAUUUGACAAGUAUAAUCGAGGCGUCAUGGAUAGCAUCACUGGGUGUUAUAUCGAAUCCACUUGGUUCUCUAAUAGCUGGCUCGACAGCCGAGUGUUUCGGAAGGAGAGCAGCAAUAGCCUUGGCUACCCUGCCCCAUGCAGCUGGCUGGUUGUUCAUAGCCUUGUCAACCAACAUAUCAAUGCUCUACAUAGGAAGAUUCAUCAGUGGAAUCGGUGCGGGAAUGGCUAAUGCCCUCUACCUCUACGUUACCGAGGUCGCAGCACCAGGUCAACGAUCCUGGCUGGCCUCAUGCGGCCCAGUAUUGGUCUCGGUGGGAGUCCUCUGCAGUUACGCCCUGGGUGCCCUCACCACGUGGCAGUGCACAGCAGCCAUCAGCAUAGCCCCGGCAAUCCUCUCCCUGGCGCUUACCCGCCUCAUCCCCGAGAGUCCCGCAUGGCUGGCCCGAAAAGGACGUCUUCCAGAGGCCCAGGAGUCACUACUCUGGUUGCGGGGCCCAGGGAUCGCCUGCGACACCGAAUACCGAGAGCUCGUUGGUGUCGCCUCUCUGGAACGCCACAAGGAUGAUAUCAAUCUCUCGUCAGCCAUUUUGCGGCCUAAUAUCUGGAAGCCAUUUGUCAUUCUCUUCGUGUUCUUUGCGCUUCAGCAGAUGUCGGGAAUAUAUAUUAUUCUUUUCUACACGGUCAAUGUUCUGAAGGAUAUUGGCGCUGAUAUCGACGAGUAUGUGGCGAGCGUUGGCAUCGGUGUUGUACGCCUGUUGGCGGCCAUUUUGGGUGCCAUAUGCGCCGGCCAUUUUGAUCGCAGAACACUCGCGUGCACGAGUGCCAUUGGCAUGGCCAUUUCUGCGCUACUCGUUGCUGUCUCCAAGAGAAUCAUUCAAGCUGGAAUUAUUCCAGAAUGGAUUCCCAUUGUAUGCGUUGCCAGUCACGUUGGCUUCUCCAUGAUCGGGUACUUGACCCUCCCCUGGGUGAUGACCUCGGAGCUCUAUCCUUUGAGGUUCAGGGGUGUCAUGGGGGGCCUCACUACUGGCAUUGCUCAGAUCAUGACAUUCACUGCUGUCAAAACUUAUCCGGAGAUCAGUAAUAUCGUUGGAAUACAGUUCGUCAUGUUGGCUUUUGGAGUUGCCAGUAUUUUUGGCGCUGUUUUCUCUUUAGCUAUUUUACCGGAGACCAGGGGUCGAAGUUUGGAGGAGAUCGAGAGGCGAUUUUCGUUGAAUUUCAAGUACUCCAGGGCGAAUGAUGUCAAGAUAUUUCUUGUCAGUAAAUUCAGCGGUUGUCAGGUGGAGAAUCCCAUUGGCAGGGACAACCCUGCCUUCCAGCAUGACACGAAGAGUGAUGACAGUUGCGUUUAGCCAGUGAUUCCCUCGUUAUUUGCUCACCGAUCAGUAUUAUAUUGUUAGUUUUAAGGUAUCGUUAAGUGUUUUUAUACGUCUUUUAUGGUAAUAAAAUUUUGUUAUUUAAUAAUUCUUGUUCCUGCGGUUGCAUUUGAGAUUUGAUUGUUGGAAUUGGCAGCCAAGGAAUGAAUAAGUCCUCAAGUCAAGCCUGCACCUGUUCUCGUGGCGGUGUAAUGUUGACAAUUCGUAUGUUUGUUUGAU
Messenger RNA from Fopius arisanus, 2065 nucleotides. Its product is annotated as facilitated trehalose transporter Tret1. Gene Ontology annotation, biological process: transmembrane transport. Gene Ontology annotation, cellular component: membrane. The record is from RefSeq and is a predicted model, not a curated record. NCBI's taxonomy places the organism in Eukaryota, Metazoa, Arthropoda, Insecta, Hymenoptera, Braconidae. Bases 323 to 1822 code for a protein of 499 amino acids. Gene Ontology annotation, molecular function: transmembrane transporter activity. The transcript is spliced from 4 exons.